Molecule: messenger RNA, 956 nt
Organism: Chanos chanos (milkfish)
Lineage: Eukaryota; Metazoa; Chordata; Actinopteri; Gonorynchiformes; Chanidae
Gene: colec10
Product: collectin sub-family member 10 (C-type lectin)
Exons: 6
Coding region: 17-829 (270 amino acids)
Biological process (GO): ossification
Molecular function (GO): growth factor activity
Source: RefSeq, a predicted model, not a curated record
UUCUACACUUGGCAACAUGGUAAAGGAAAGUUUCAGCUGGACGCUACUGUUGUUCUUUGUGCUUUACAGCAGAUGCUCAGUGGUUUCUGCAUCAGAGGUGUGCUCCAACACCAUUCUACCUGGAUCCAAAGGUGAUCCUGGAGAGGUGGGAGAUGAGGGAGACCAGGGAAGACUGGGGAAGCCUGGACCGCCCGGACACACAGGUUUGGCAGGAAACGUUGGCACUAAAGGAGAGGAUGGACUGAUGGGGAAGAUGGGGCCCAUGGGAGACAGAGGUGACAAAGGAGAAAAGGGAGUUGAUGGUCCACCAGGAAUAAAGGGCAAGUCAGGUGCGAGCUGCGACUGCAGUAGAUACAGAAAAGUUGUCUGGCAGAUGAACAUCAACAUAGGAAAACUGAAAAACGCUGUCAAGUUUCUGAAGGAUGUCAUUUUAGGCAUCAAAGAGACAGAAGAGAAAUUCUACCUGAUAGUGAAGGAAGCGCGGAAGUUCCGAGAGGCACUCCUUAACUGUAAGCUGCGAGGUGGAUCUCUGGCCAUGCCCAGAAGCGCAGAUGUUAACGCCCUGUUGGCAGGUUACGUCAGCGAGGCCAGCCUCACUCAUGUGUUCAUAGGACUGCAGCCUGGGGAGGUGCCAGGAACCCAUGUGUAUGCGGACCAAAGCCCAUUGACGAGCUACGCUGCCUGGGGCCCUGAGGAGCCACGUGGGGCCAAUGUAAGCUGUGUGCAGCUGGACAGCGCCGGGAGCUGGAGCCACGCGGAAUGUGAUGCCACAAAGUACUAUCUCUGUGAGUUUCUGAAGAGCAGGACUGUCUCCGCAGCUACACAGUGAUUAUGUUACCAACUCAAAACGCAUAAAGCUAAGAAACAAAGAAAAAGUGCAGGCUUCGUACUGUGAGCGUAUUUCAGCAUAUCUGUAACUAAACAAUACCAUGUUGAAUAAAGAACACUGAUAAGCA